AUGACAUUUAAUUUGACAUAACGCUUUUAUUGAUGCAUUUUUCCUGCAAGUAGUAUCGAAAUGUGAAGUUCUUUCUAGAAUGAAAUGUUAUUUUUCUUUUUAACAGAAUUCACACCUUAUAUCUUUCACAUAAGUAAUAAGACGUAUUAAUUUUUACAUCUAAAUGGCUAACAUAUUCGGUUUGAUUGUGUCGGGACGACUAGUACAGACGGAUUUCACGCCUGUGUCUGAAACGAGUCUUAUUACAACUAUCCUGGACGUAGACUCGAUAAACCACGCGGUGGUAUUUCUGACAGGGACGACGCCGCUGCCGGUCGGCACGGUCGCUGUGGUCUACUGGAGCUGGCCGGACCCUAACGCGCCUCCUAACUGGCAACCUUUAGGGCACAUUUCCAACGCUAAACCCUCAGCUAUAUUUAAGAUAUCUAAUUUGAAAAAACUACAUGAACUCUCUAGUGAAAACAAAUUUAUGAGUGCUUUUGGCCAACAACAAAUCUGCAAUAAUGCCCAGAUUGGAAUUUCUAUAGAACCAGAAACAAAUGCUCAACUCCUUCCAAACUCAGAGGCACAACAGGCACAUUCGUAUGUCACAUUUGCACAAAAAAUGUUGGAACAUUUAGUUAAUUUUGUAGCAUCAUUCUCUGUAACUCAAGAUCAAAUGACACCAACUCCUGGUGUCUCUUACAUACCUCUCAAUACCUUGCACACCUGGUACCAAAACUUUGAAAGGCGGUUGCAGCAGAACCCUAACUUCUGGAAAAGUAAUUAGUGUUGUUCUGACAUGGACUUCUCUAUUGUCAAAAUCAUCACCCUGCAAUACAAUUAUAUUAGGGAUUUGGUGAGGUUCGCAAUAAGUGUAAUUACAUUGUAAGCAAUGAUUGUUUUUAACCUCCAUUGUAUUUAGCUGCUUCAAUAUUUUCAUUUAAUAAGCUUUAAUGUGUGCUUGAAUUUAAUAUUAUAUGAAACAACACGUAGAGAAGCUAUCGAGUUAAAAUUAUUAUCCUGUGUUCAGUGAAAACUUCACUAAUAAAAUGUGUUAAUG
Vanessa tameamea is the source of this 1042-nucleotide messenger RNA. Its product is annotated as protein OPI10 homolog. The transcript has 4 exons. The record is from RefSeq and is a predicted model, not a curated record. Lineage: Eukaryota; Metazoa; Arthropoda; Insecta; Lepidoptera; Nymphalidae. Gene Ontology annotation, cellular component: nucleus; cytosol. Gene Ontology annotation, molecular function: nuclear import signal receptor activity; Hsp70 protein binding. Gene Ontology annotation, biological process: protein import into nucleus. Bases 164 to 769 code for a protein of 201 amino acids.